This is a messenger RNA of Papilio machaon (common yellow swallowtail), 925 nucleotides long. RefSeq lists its product as uncharacterized. Lineage: Eukaryota; Metazoa; Arthropoda; Insecta; Lepidoptera; Papilionidae. The coding region runs from base 332 to 916 and encodes 194 amino acids. The record is from RefSeq and is a predicted model, not a curated record. The transcript is spliced from 4 exons.
GCUAGAGAAAUGGCAGCGUAACUAUAUACUUUGUUUCUUGUGCAUAUUCGAUGUUAGUUAUUUGAUAUGAGAAUAAGUUCACUUGAGGAUAGUAAUCAUGGCAGUGGACUUGGUCAACACAACUGAUAACCUUAUAGAUAGGUGCAAUGAAUAUGAUUGCGUGACAAACGCUAGUUAAUCGCAUGUUUUCAUCCCAGAUAUGUACAAUGCUAUUGAGUACGCCAACUAUUAUAAUUCAACAUUCAAGAUUAUAUCAGUUACCAUAUAAAAUCUAUAAAAUGAUAACAAACAAUACAUUUACUUUUUAAACCGAGUUAUUAUUUCUGUCAAGAUGACGUACAUUUCUUUGAAAGUAUUAAUUCUAAUUUUGAUAUAUUUUGAAGUGGUAUUUUUACGAGCUAAUGGAGAAGUCGUUUAUGAAGCUGAAUUCUCGGAAGAUUUUAAGAGUUGUAAAGACUUUGAUAAUAAAUACAUAAAAUGUGAAAGCUUUAUACUGGGCCUGGUGGAAGGCGAUGACGAUGCAGAAGGUGGAAUCGGCGUCAGCGGUGUUUUGGAAAUGUCACAAAACAUUGAGAUGGGAUACAAGAUAAGCAUGGAAGUUUGGAAGCUUAUGGACGUGGGUAAGGAGUUCACAUUUGGCUCAGUGGCCGACGUAUGUGAAAGUUUAAAGAGUGAGGAAGCGCCCUGGUAUCCUCUGGUCGUCAGCAUGAACGUGACCGACUGUCCUGUGCCUGCGAAAACUUAUCCCAUACAAGAUCUACUUAUAUCGCUAGAAUUUGCUAAAGAUUUCCUAUGUGUCGAAUUCUGCGGGGAAUAUGAAGUGAUACUAUCUGUAUUGAAUGAAAAUGAUGAACAACUAUCAUGUUAUGUCCUGGGUAUAUCGAUCAUGGAAACCGAAAAAGACAAAAAGAAAUAAAAUGACUAU